Messenger RNA from Funneliformis mosseae, 123 nucleotides. NCBI's taxonomy places the organism in Eukaryota, Fungi, Glomeromycota, Glomeromycetes, Glomerales, Glomeraceae. The record is from the annotation of a GenBank genome assembly.
AUGAGGUGGGAAACGCUUCCAGGAUUUCUUUAUUUUUUAGGACGCCGAGCUGGAACUUUACAAUAUUGGUAUCUUGGAUUAGAACGGUCUGGAACCUUGAAACUCUGGAAUCUUGGAUCGGAG